GUUCCUUUUGGCCCCGGAUGUGACUGUUUGGCUGAGGCGCCUCGUGCCCUACGCUUGUUCGGAUUGGGCGCCCGCGGGUGAGGUCAUCACGAGGCGCCGAGGAGGCAAGCGGGAAGAGCAGAGUCUUCUGGGCCAUUAUGGCAGUCAAGUGGACUGGUGGACAUUCUUCUCCUGUUCUGUGCCUGAAUGCAAGUAAAGAAGGGCUAGUGGCUUCUGGGGCAGAAGGUGGAGAUCUCGUGGCUUGGGGUGAAGAUGGCACUCCCUUAGGACACAUGCAGUUCCAAGGGGCUGAUGAUGUCACCAGUGUCUUAUUCUCCAACACCUGUCCCAGCAAGCUUUAUGCCUCGCAUGGAGAAACCAUUAGCAUAAUGGAUGUCAGGUCCCUCAAAGGUUCCCUGGACCAUUUCCAUGUAAAUGAAGAAGAAAUCAAUUGUCUUUCAUUGAAUGAAACUGAAAACCUGCUGGCUUCCGCUGAUGACUCUGGGGCAAUCAAAAUCCUAGACUUGGAAAAUAAGAAAGCUAUCAGAUCCCUGAAGAGACAUUCCAAUAUCUGUUCCUCUGUAGCUUUUCGGCCACAAAGACCUCAGAGCCUGGUGUCCUGUGGACUGGAUAUGCAGGUGAUGCUGUGGAACCUUCAGAAGGCCCGGCCACUCUGGAUUACAAAUUUGCAGGAGGAUGAAUCAGAAGACAUGGAAGGCCCACCAUCACCUGGUCAGCUCCUUAACCCCGCUCUAGCCCACUCUGUCUCCGUGGCGUCAUGUGGCAAUAUUUUUAGUUGUGGUGCAGAAGAUGGAAAGGUUCGGAUCUUCAGGGUAAUGGGAGUCAAGUGUGAACAGAAACUGGGAUUUAAGGGCCACACCUUGGGGGUAUCCCAGGUCAGCUUUCUGCCAGAAUCCUACAUGCUACUUACUGGAGGGAAUGACGGAAAGAUAAUGUUAUGGGAUGUAAGCAGCGAAGUUGACAAAAAACAGAAGAGUCCUACAAAACAUACCCACAAGAGGAAAACUAAAAGAGCAGCUUAUGCCAAGCAGGGUGGGAGCACUAGUGCUUCAGUAACAGAUGAGGAAGACCAUGGCGACGUUUUACCAAAGCUAACACUUAAACAUGGAGAAAAGGUCAACUGGCUCCUGGGUACAAAAAUAAAGGGAUACCAAAAUAUUUUAGUAGCCGAUCAGACUAGCUGUAUAUCUCUAUAUCCCUUAAAUUAAAUUUAAAUUCAAUAAAAA
Messenger RNA from Loxodonta africana (African savanna elephant), 1226 nucleotides. RefSeq names its product WD repeat domain 53 (gene WDR53). Bases 138 to 1208 code for a protein of 356 amino acids. The record is from RefSeq and is a predicted model, not a curated record. The transcript has 3 exons. Lineage: Eukaryota; Metazoa; Chordata; Mammalia; Proboscidea; Elephantidae. Gene Ontology annotation, molecular function: protein binding.